AUGCAACGUUACAUCCGCAAAAUCGUUCAACCAGCAUGUCAAGUUUUCAUAAACCACCGGGGAAUCGACACGAAGAAGAACAUAGCUGGGUUAUUGUUCAAGGAUUUAACAAGCAUGGGAAUAAAAUCUUUCUUAGACAGCAAGAACAUGAAACCGGGAGACAACCUGUUUUAUCAUAUAGACAAAGCUAUCAUUGGUUGUAAGGUUGGUGUUGCUGUGUUCUCUCCUCAAUACUGCGACUCGCACUUCUGUCUCCAUGAACUCGCGCUUCUCAUGGAGACAAAGAAACGAGUCGUUCCGAUAUUUUUCGACGUUAAGCCGUCGCAACUUAUGGUCAAAGACGACGGAACUUGCUCUGAGAAAGAGCUUAGAAGGUUCAGGUUUGCCUUAAAAGAAGCACAAAAUACGGUGGGCAUAACCUUUGAUUCAGUCAAUGGGGAUUGGUCAGAAUUAUUAAAGGAUACGACGAAUGCAGUGGUUAUGAAUUUGUUGGAGGUGGAAGGAGAAAAAAAUAAGAAAUGGUGA
Lathyrus sativus (Indian pea) is the source of this 525-nucleotide messenger RNA. The record is from the annotation of a GenBank genome assembly. NCBI's taxonomy places the organism in Eukaryota, Viridiplantae, Streptophyta, Magnoliopsida, Fabales, Fabaceae.